This is a messenger RNA of Nymphalis io (European peacock), 3445 nucleotides long. RefSeq names its product protein cramped (gene crm). The transcript is spliced from 20 exons. The record is from RefSeq and is a predicted model, not a curated record. The coding region runs from base 133 to 3336 and encodes 1067 amino acids. Gene Ontology annotation, cellular component: nucleus. Gene Ontology annotation, biological process: pattern specification process. NCBI's taxonomy places the organism in Eukaryota, Metazoa, Arthropoda, Insecta, Lepidoptera, Nymphalidae. Gene Ontology annotation, molecular function: chromatin binding.
GAUUUGCUUAUUCAAUUAAUUGUAAAUAUUUACCUAUUAAUUUCUUUUUUGCCUAAAAUGUAUCUGUGUACAAUAAGAAUAAAUAUAUAACUCUACGGGUUAUUUAAUGAAAUCAUCUCAACUAUCAAAUCAAUGCCAAAUAAAGAAGUCCGGAUAUCUCCAGCAGAACAGAAGAUACCAGUCAGCACUCCACAACAUGCUUCAAGUGCAAAAGGGGUCACUGUUAAGUCAGCAAUGAAUAAGGUGACUGUGAAAGAAACAGCCAUGUCCCCGGGAGGGCCGUCCGUCGCAGAUGAAGAGCGAACGGAACUGCUCGGGUCCCUGACGACGCAGCAACAGCAGCGAACCAGUGCCAGGGUUAUUAAGAAGCUGAGACUCGAACCGCAGACUGAUAAACGAGGUGAGGAUGCGAAAAACGUUACAGAAUGCGAAACACCGAACAAAGUGGACGACAAAGAUCCACUCAAGUUUCCAACUGUCAAACAACGAAUGCCUAAAGCGCUUUGGUCAGCGGAUGAGAAGAGUUUGUUCUUCGAAGCACUAAAUGAAUAUGGGAAAGACUUCGAUGCUAUCACCGCGUACAUAUGUGCUAAGAUGAAGAAGAAAGGCAUGUCUGAUGGAAAUUUAAAGACCAAGACGCAAGUCAGUCACUUCUAUUACAGGACGUGGCAUAAGCUCUCGAAGCAUGUGCGUUUUGAUGAAAAUCGAAUCUUGACGAUUCCAGAUGUCAAAAAAGUAGCCCAAGAGCUAUAUGCCCUGAUAAAUUACGGUGAACUCCGUCGAAAGCUAACGUCUGUGAACGAGAAAACAUGCGCUCGGCUCGGUGAGAUGGUGCGAGGGGGAAGUAUGGCGGUGCGGGCGAGAGGGAAGACUAUGAGAGUUCGAACGCCAAUGUGCAGGGCCUUAAGGAGACUUAACCAGAUAGCUGAGCGCGCGAUGGGCGCGCGGGUGUGCUCGCGCGCGCAGGUGGUGCUGCGCGCGCGCGACGCGGCGGCGUGGGCGCGCGUGCAGGGCGCGGCGCACAACCCGCGCGCGGCCGCCGCGCUGCCGCUGCGCACGGCGCUCGCCGCCUUCCUCACCGCGCUCGACAGGCGCUGGCGGACUUCAAACUACAAAAAGUCUGUGUCGGAAAAUGGUAUCGAUCCGAAAUUGAUCGAAGAUCAAAGCAAGGACUCUGAAGACUAUCAAGAAGUACCGGGCGACGCAGACGGGGGACUCGUCGACCACCUGCAGUUGGAAACGGAUAGGACCAUUGUGGAAGAACAACGCAAAAAGUUAGCCCUACACCUGGGUCCUCGUCCAGGGGCUGAGAUACACCUACCGGUCCUCAGUCCAAGCGAACACCUAUCCAGCCAGAAGAUUUGUUUCUCUUCGUAUUUGGAGAGAAUGGGGUCGUUGAGGAGGGAUAAGGAUAGUGGUGUCAAAAUCCGAACACCAAAACGGCAAAGAAAAGACAGCGUAACCGACAAGGAUAAAGAUGCAGAUAAAAAAUUUAAAAUAGAUGACACGGAGCACACGAAGUUAAUGCACAUCGACGAAACAGCGAUAGACGGAAUCGAACUCAUGGCCCACUACAAAAACAACCACGAAGAUGAAGAAAAGCCAAGUACAGAAGACGAGAAAGAGAUGAAAUCGGAAGAAACUGCGGAGGAGGAAGGAGAUAGAGAUAUGCCGGAAAGGGACAAAUAUAUGUCAGAGAGAGAAAAAGACAGCUUUUCAGAAAUGGAGGAUGACGAAAAGUUUAAUAAGAGCGACACGGAUAACGAAAGCGAUGGGCGGACUGAUAAGAGUCGAAAGGAACGGAAAUUUAAGAAUCUAAAGGUAAAAUUCCGCAUUCGACCAAAGAAACGUGGCGGAAGUAUCUACACAUUGGUACUAGAAAAGGAUUCUGAGGAAGCGAAGACCGAGGAGAAUAAGGCCGAGGACUCGAAGGCCGAAGACACGAAAGUUGAGGAGAAGGAGGAGGAAUCCAAGCCGGAUAUAGACGUGGACAUGGCUAUACGGCAGAUCAGGAAGGGCUGGAGCGUGCAUGACGCGGGUGAACUUACUAUAGGAGACCUGUAUUUAAUGUUCGGCGCGCGUUCAAAACUCGAAUUGGAUUAUUGGUGGGCAGAACCAACCCCACCACUUCCACAGCCGUUAAAGUCUUCGAAACCGACCGAAUCGAGUGACAAAGAUAAGUCCAUAGACAAAAAACAGGGCAAUAAGACGCCGGACAAAGUGGACAGCUCCGUGGAGGACGAGAGGGAAAAGAGGGAGAUUGACACGGACAUAUUCUCUCCGAAGAACACCUUCAGUCAGGACAGCAACGAUGGACUAUCUGGUGAUGAGAGGAAAUGUGAACAAUUGUCAUCCCCGGACCACAAGUCGUCGGGAAGCCUGAAGCUCGUGAGUAAGCUAAUCAACCGCCCCGUCGGUCCGGCCCCGGCCGGCGGGUUCGCUCUGCUCAGCGAUCGCCUGAGGCGCCUGCUGUCGCUGGCCGGCAACGCGCACGUGGCGCCGCGCGCGGCCGCCGCCCGACCGAAACAACAAGCAUGCAGCUCGCAGAGCGCGGUGAACUUGUCGCCCAAGUUGGUGGAUACCAGUUCAACUAUAUUCCGACAUCCAACGCCGAUAGCGCCGAGACCUGAGCUUGAAACCCAACGCCAGAUGAGCCUCGAGGGUUUGCCGAAGUGGCGUCGGGGUAGGCCGCGGAUGACGGACCGCAGGGUGGUGGUGCAGCGACUGCUACCGCUCUUGCCUAAACUACCACCGCCCAGCAAUUUGAUUCCAGUCAAAAUGGUUUCCAACACGACCCCAGCGCCGCCUCGGAUCUUGCCCAAGCCGCCCCCCACUCCCACUUCAGAUUUAUCUUUCUACUACGUGCUGAGCGAGUCUAACGGGCAGUUCUUCUUCCACGACGGAGAUCGCAGGAUACCGAUCACGCCUCUACCCGAAAACAUAAACGAGCAAGAUGAACCAAAGACAGACGAAGAUGAAGAAGCGAGAGAUAAUAAAGACAAAAUCGUGAAGGAUGGUUGUGCGAAUCCGGCGGAGCUGAAGAGAACCGAAACUGGAGCCAAAGCGGAUCAGACGGACAUUGCCAACUUCCUGCCGGGCGAGUCCAUGUCGCUGUCUCCGUCGCGCCUGCUGCGGGACGCGGAGGGCUGGCUGGAGGGCUCCGUGCAAGACUUCUCACUCAGCAGCUUCCUCGGUCACCUAGAGGGCCGGCCGCCGCCGGACUUGCCGGUGGAUUCGCACCUGCACUCGCUGAUGGUGGAGUCGAGCGUGGACUACGUGGCCAAGUUCGCAGACCUCGCCGCAGAGGUCGCCGACGAGACCGACCUCGCGCACUGACCUCGCGUCUUAGAGCCGAGCAAUAUAAAUAAUUAAGAAAAUAAACCCUACUAUAGAAAAUAGUAAGAAAGUGACUUUGGAGAUCCGAUAUACAAAUAUAUUUAUUUAU